UCGCUUGCAGUUGCUAGAGAAAAGGGACAUGUUAGAGGCUGGUAGGGCCGCGGGAGCGUACGUCUAGACAGGAUAGCGGACACCCUUUCAGAGAUGGGCUACCUUGCCCUAAGAAGAAGGAAACGAAUUUGAACGGUGUAGCUACAACUUGGGCUUAGUAUGGUGUUUAUGGAUGGUCGUAUGCAGGAGUUAUUUAAUGUUUAAAAUGUGGGAGAUGGUGGCGUUACCGAGAGCGAGCUCUCCCUUCCUGUCGUCUUGGACAAGAUGGCAGCAAUGCAGGCGAACUGUGCAUGAUAUGGAUUUAUAAGUCCAUAACAUGUUCAGAGAAGCCCUGGAUUAUAUUUAUGGUGACUCUAUGUGAAGGUAUGGCCUCACAAGUCUUGGUCUACCCACCACACAUUUAUCAAACCCAGACAAGUGCCUUUAGCAGUGUGAAGAAACUUAAAGUUGAGCCCAGCAGUUGUGUGUACCAUGAGAGGGCACACCCCCGGACUUAUCUGAACAGCAGAACCCUUGGCAUUGUGCACACAACGAAACAAGCCCACUCGUUUGUGAAGCGAGACUUAGCAGUGGGUGUGAAAGUACGUGGAGGACAAGAGUAUCCAGUGCAGACGGUGGUGGUGCGUGGCGUACAGAGACAACAGCCAGGUAGAAGAGGAGGAGGCGGAGGACCAGGCCCAGCUGCAGCCCAGCAGCAGCAGGACACAGGGGCUGUCCACUCGCAGGGCAAGGAGCAGCAGCAAACAGACACAGGAAGUGGGGGCAGCAGUGGAGCAGCAGGGGCAGGAGGAGGGGGAAGGGGAGAGGGCUGCGGUGGACAAGGUGAGAAAGGCAGGGAGGAGGAGGAGGGUGACAGAGACGAGAACUGUGGAGGUUUGAACUCAGCAGACAGCUCUCAGCGAUGUGGGCUGAAACGUAAAAGUGAGGAGUUGGAUAACCGAGGGAGCACCAUGCAGAUUGUGGAGGAACUGUCAAUGUUGCCUGCCAUGUUGCAAACGACGAAUGUGGGGAACACGGCCGUGACUGCACCUGCGGUAGUAGGGGCUGGAGGGGGCCCGUCUAAACAGGUUGCGGGGCCUGGGGGUGUAGGUGCAGCAGGAGGGACGGGAGGAGGGGAUGGGGACUAUCAGGUAGUACAACAUGAAGUCCUAUGUUCUAUGAAGAAUACUUAUGAAGUGCUGGAUUUCUUGGGACGUGGCACAUUUGGCCAGGUUGUAAAGUGCUGGAAGAGGGGCACAGGUGAGGUAGUGGCUGUGAAGAUGCUGAAGAACCACCCUUCAUAUGCACGGCAGGGUCAAAUCGAAGUCGGCAUCCUUGCUCGUCUGAGUGGGGAGAAUGCAGAUGAGCACAACCUGGUGCGAGCCUUUGAAUGCUUCCAGCACCGCAGCCAUACCUGCCUGGUGUUUGAGAUGCUUGAGCAAAACCUGUAUGAUUUUCUGAAGCAGAAUAAGUUCAGCCCUCUGCCCCUGAAAGUGAUCAGACCUGUGCUACAGCAGGUAGCUACAGCUCUGAAAAAGCUGAAGAGCAUGGGCCUGAUUCAUGCAGACCUGAAGCCAGAGAACAUAAUGCUGGUGGACCCAGUGAGGCAACCAUACAAGGUGAAAGUGAUAGACUUUGGCUCAGCCAGUCACGUGUCCAAAGCAGUGUGCUCCACGUACCUCCAGUCUCGGUACUAUAGGGCUCCAGAGAUUAUUUUGGGAUUGCCGUUUUGUGAAGCCAUAGACAUGUGGUCCCUAGGCUGUGUGAUAGCUGAACUUUUUCUGGGAUGGCCACUUUACCCUGGGGCCCUGGAGUAUGACCAGAUUCGUUACAUUUCUCAGACACAAGGUUUGCCAGGAGAACGUCUAUUGAACGCAGGGACAAAGACGCUGCGGUUCUUUUGCAGAGAGUCCGACUCACUUUAUGCACCAUGGAGACUAAAGUCAACAGAGGAGCAUGAGACAGAGACGGGAAUGAAAUCAAAGGAAGCAAGGAAGUAUAUCUUCAGCUGUUUGGAUGACAUAGCGCACGUGAACUUGGUGAUGAAUCUGGAAGGUAGUGACUUGCUAGCAGAGAAGGCAGACCGUCGAGAGUUUGUGGGCCUGCUGAAGAAGAUGCUGUUGAUUGAUGCAGAGGAGAGGAUUGCCCCCAUUGAAGCUCUCAGCCACCCCUUUGUGACAAUGCAACACCUGCUCGACUUUCCUCAUAGCAACCAUGUGAAGUCAUGUUUCCACAUCAUGGAUGUUUGCUGGACUCGUCCCAGUGCAUAUGAGGCGGUGAACAGAAAUAAAGGUCCUUUUGUUAGACCUGUGACAACAACCGCUGCUGCCUCAGUCAACCAUCCCUUCAACAAGAUGGCCGGUGUUCACACACAAGGGUUAGCCCCAUCAGCCCCCUCUGUAAUGCACCCUGGAAUACCACUGCAGACAGGAAGUGGUCAGUUUGGAUGCAACGAUUCAUUUCAGCAGGCCCUCAUUCUGUGUCCCCCAACUAUUCAAGGAAUCCCCAACAACGCAGCCAAGCCAGCAGGCUACUCUGUUCGAAUGGAGGCGUCUGUGCCUCUGGUCACUCAAGCACCCCCCAUCCAGCCUAUACAAAUCAGACCUGGAGUCAUCACACAGGCCUGGUCCAACCGUGCACAGCAGAUUUUGGUACCCACUUGGCAGCAGGUAACAUCAGUGCCCCCACCACCAACCACGCUGGCAUCUGAAACUGUGGCAGGCUCACAGAGAUUGGGUGACUGGGGGAAAGUGCGUCCUCAUGGUAACCAUUACAGCUCCAUGAUUGCACACCCUCAGCCAUUCCUAGCCAACCAAAUAACAAUGUCCACCCACCAGCCAAUCAACAUAGGCAUUGCACAUGUGGUGUGGCCACAGCCAGCUGCCAAUAAGAGAGCUAGGCCUUGUGUGAACAGGGGCAGUAACUUCUCCCAAAACAUGAACAUCCAAAAUUUAUCAUGCCAGUCCCCAAAGAUGGCCGAUACAGCAAAGAAUGUGGAGGAGGUAGAUGAGGAGAAAGCCAGAUGCCCAGAGGAAGGGAACGCUGUUGGAGAGGUGCAAAGAACAGAGCAGGUGGAGGGCAACUGCUGUAAGGUGGAGCCACACAGAGAGGAGCUUUCAGUUUCACAGGAGCUGCGCCAGGCCAUGGUGAUCUCUGACCUUGUUAGCCCGACUGUUAGUGUCAUCAGUAUCAGUAGUGACGAGGAGGAGAGCCCACAAAGACAUUCGAUGGGGGAAUGUAAGGGUAGUGCAGAUUGUGAGGCAUGUCAGAGCACUGUUAGUAUGGAGAGAGUCUGUUCCCUCAGUAGUCCAGACAGCACACUCAGCACCAGCUCCUCAGCCUCAGCCCAAUCCAGCACCUCACCCUGCAAGCACCCAAACAGUAUGUCAGACGACGAACAGGAGAGUGGUUGUGACACAGUGGACAGCUCGCCUGCCUCAGACACCUCUGGCCAUAGCAACAGUCCCUUCUCAGAGCGACGCUAUGUCGCUGACAGCAACCAGAACUGUGAGCCCCGUGUUGCUUGUGUUGCCCCGGAGACCGAGCCCAGCAAGCCAACGGUUCGUACCGUUGUGGUGCCUCCAAUGAGGGUGCAGAACAACAACAACAACAACCCCGCUGUCAGUGAAACACCUGGCAACACAGUCUUAGAGCCUUCAUGCCAGUCCAAAGGGCGAGCCAUUCCUGGGCGACAUCACCACUCCACUCCCCUCCUCAACAGGCCACAGAAGAUCGCCCCUGCAUUCCAGCCCCAGCAACAGCAGCCUAUGGGUUUUGGGCAGGUGCAGCAUUUUGGUUCCUGCCAUCAGGAAUGGAAUGGCAACUUUGCCCACCGGAGACCACAGGCUUAUAUCCCUCCCACCAUGCAUGGGCACACAUUCGCCCUGUCCCACAGCAGCCCAAACCACUCUACAGGCCCCCACCCCCACCUUGGGGGACACCCACACUCCCAGGCCGCUUUAUUGUCCUAUCCCCCGUCUGGUCCGCUGGUCACGGCUGCACCCAUGGCCCACCUCCUGGCUUCGCCUGGAGCCUCCCACCCUGUCCUCCAGCCCACCUACAGCAUCCCCCACCCGGCAGGUGUCGUGCACCAGGUCGCAAUGGGCAUCAACCCCCGGCUGCUGCCCUCCCCCACUUUGCACCCCCAGGGCCAAUUCAAGCCCCUGUUUCCUCCGCACUCCUACAUUGCCUCUCCUGCCUACACCAGUUUCCCUCUCAGCCCUACCAAAAUAAACCAGUACCCAUACAUGUGAGCAUGGCUGCCCAGAUACCGUUCAUACCAUCUGAGGGCUAAAUGAGGAGGGUGAAUUCUAUCUUAAACCACAAACAACAUGGUUUUCAUUUCCAAAACCAUGGCACAACCACAGAAAAAGCAAGCUAUUUUUUCAAUCAUGUAGACUUGGGUGUAAUUGAACUUCAAGCUUUAAAAAACAAAAAAAAAAGUUCCAAUGGUGGAGAUGAUUUGGGCAAAAAAUUAAGAAGAAGGAAGUAAUGUAUGAAUGAUUGAAUGAAAGAAUGAAUGAGUAGUUAAACUCACACUUAAUGUGUUUUGCACAUUUGAUAUAUCUUUGCAUUGGAUCUUCUACGAAUACUCCUCAAAACAGGUGAAUAAUUGGGGUGGUGUUGAAUAGUUAGACUUUGCACCCCUGAUCCCAGCUAUUUUUCUAUAUUGCCUUCUUAUGUGUGCAAGACACAUCCAUAUUUGUAAAGCCAUCCCAGUCUCUAGCUCUAGAUUGACAGAUGCACAUGUUGUCCACAGUGUAUGUUGUACUGCGUUUGAAGUAUUUGUACCUUUUUGGUGUCUUUUGAUGUUAGCAAUGUCAAGUCAAUUAACCAAUUUAAAUAGGGUUGUUCCUCACGCUGCAUGUGGUCUUGCAUGAGCAAAAAUGUAAAACGGAAAGAUGCAUAGACGUUGCUCUUAUUGUUUGUGUCACAAGACUCGCUGCAUUGUAUAACUGUCCCCAGCCAUAGUGCCUUACAGGUUAUUAAUGUUACUACUUAUACUGUAUAUGACUAUAUACAUGAAUAUUAAUGUAAUGGACUGCAGCACUUGAAAUUCCAAUCAGUCGAUGCAUCCUAUGUGUGAGUAUAUAUAUGCACAUGUGUAUAUGUCCAUGCAUAGCCUGCAUGGAUGUGAUGUAUCGCGGAUAGCGGUGCUUAUUUUUUGGAGUCAGUGUAUAUUUCAGUGUUAGUGAGUUACUUUUCUGUUCUUUCGAGAAGAACAGCAUGCUUUGCUGUUGCGAAUGCUUGCUGUUUCAUUACAAAUGUCUGUUUUUGUUUUUGUUUUCCUUUUCCCGAAUGAACUAGUGUACAAAGUGCAAGUACUGAGUAUUGCUUAAUAUUUGAUAAUCACUUUCUAUUUAGUGAAACUCUUAUUACUAACAGUAUUUGUACUGUUUGAUGAAACUGCAAUACAAUCUAAAUAGUCAGUUUUCUUUUCGUCUUUGUAUUUUCGUUUUGAGUGUUUUCACUUUGUUUCUUAGAUGUUUAGAAGUGUGGUGGGCAUGGCUUUGAUUAGGUAAGGAAAAAUGCAAAUUAAUUCAUGGUAUGGAAACUUCUAAGCCUGAGCAAACCAUGCAGUAUUUGAUAUACACACAUAUAUGAACAUAUAUUAUAGAGCUAGACUAUUUAGUACUGAUGCUUGAUAAGGUGUGAGUUAACUGUGUGCAAUUCUCUCAUUUAUGCAUGUGUGACAAAGUUAACUUUUUUCCCUUUACAUUAUACCAUUUGUUAAAAGCUUAAGGCUUAUUGGUGUCAACUGCUUAUUUUAUACAUUCCGUCAGGGAGGAUAUAUACAUAAAUACACAUACACACACAUAUAUAUCACCAAUCUAUAUACAGUCACUCCAUAAAGUAUUCACACUCAUUUGCUUUUUGAACACUUUAUGUUGUAGAUGAUUUUUAAAGAGGUUAAAAUUGUUGCUAAUUUAUUAAAAAAAUCAAAAACUGAAACAAAGUUAAUAAAGUAUUCGCACCCUUAAUUAAGUAUUUUACAGUCACUACAAGUAACACCUGGAUUUGGGCAGUUAAUUCCAUUCUUCCAGGCAGAUCCUCUCUAGCUAUGUAUGUGAGACCGGAAGGGAAACAUCUCUGAACGACCAUCUUCAGGUCUCUCCACAGGUGAUUUAUAGGUUUUAUGUCUGGACUUUAGCCGGGCUACUCAAGGACAGUUUGACAGACUUGUCCUGAAGCUGCUAAAGCGUUGCAUAGAACUCUGCAACACACUAAAGUGUUCCAAAAAUGAAGGGAUCUGAAUAUUUUCUGAAGCCACUGUAUAUGUAGAAAUGCUGUGUGUGUGUGUGUGUGUGUCUGUUUUUUUCUGUUUAUUUUCUAGUUAUGUGUGUUUUAUUUUUUUUAAUGAAGUUGCUUGUGCAGCACCAAAGACUAAGUCAUUUCAUGAGCAAGGUAGCAAUUCUGUUGGCAUAGUCCUCAGUUAUACUGUAGAUGUAGAAUGGGGUUGCGUUAAAACACAGAAAAAGUAUUUAAAAACAGCUGAGGUUUUGUCUAGCUUAUUGGGCAAUUAAUAUGUCGUAUCAUUUCUUUCUUGAAUGUAUCAUAGAUAAGCUGCUAUAUGAUGAUUGCCACUUCAGUAGCUGUGAAAUUAUGUGGUCUCUCUGAGUUUAACCCUAGCAUUGCUCUUUUUGUAUAGGUCCCUAAUUAUCUGAAAUAGAAGUGGUUUUGAUUUUUGUGUUUUGUGUUCAUAUUUGGAGUGUCAUUGUAACUGCUGUAUUGCUGAUGAUGAACAUUAGUUGCAUUUGUUGUUUCUCGGGGUGUGUUUUUGCAUCAGUAUUUUAUCCUUAUUAACCGUUUGGGCUCAUCACUGCAUAUAAAUGAUGUAUCAAUGUAACUUAAUUUUUUAUGUUUCCAUAUUGAUGUUUUGUACACAUCUGAAGCUGUAGCUUGCAGGAUUGAUUUAACUUUUUCAAUGUACGUAUAUAUGUUAUACCAGUACUCUUAGUGUGUUACAGGAGCACUGUGAGAUCCCAGAAGAAAAAAAAAACCCAUUGUGUUCAUUGAAAAGCUUCUGUAAAGUUUCCACCCAUCGCCCCCAAACACACUCACCACUAAGCACUCCCACAGGUAAUUAGGCUUGUAAGGGUUUGCGUGAUUAGACUGUGUCCAACAAUUUAGCCCAGUGUUUUUGUUCCAGAAUGUUUUACCGUUAAAUUGAUUUGAACAACUAUUUAUUGCAACCUUUUUAUCUGUUCAAUGUUAUAUCUGGCUAGAAUAUGAGUUUAACAGUUUGUUAUUCUAAACUGCCUUGUGUUCGGAUCGCUCUCCCCUUUAUGAGUGUCUCAUAUCAAAAUGAUGUUGUGUCAAUGCAAGACUGUGGCCAUUGUUGUGUGUUCCUUACUGAAAUUGAGACAGUGUUAGCUGCACUGUGCAUGUGCCUUGCGAUUCAGAAAGUGAGAAUUCAAGAUGGUGAUUCCUAGGAAGGCAUAGAAUCCAAUAAUACUCCAUUACCACGUAGACAGUCUGUUAACAGCCACUCAACUAGGAGGGAAAAAAGAACACACAAAAUAGGACGUCAUCAGUGUCAUUCCAAGGACUGGCACUCCUCUGAUCAGCUUGUAGACACGACAGAGGACGUGUACACGGUGUUGGUUCUCUUGUUUCAGAUAGCCACCACCAAAGCCUCUCUGUGAUAACACGCCAAUAAAAUACACACCCACACGUGCACCUACUCUUUGAAUGAUAUGACACUCGACGAUCUUUGGAUAGUCACUCUGGCUGAACAGCAGAUGCAAUACUUUACAUUGUGCAGUCAUUGCACCACCAAGUGUUCUUAGAUAAUCUCCAUGCUUUACAUGACCUUGCAUGUACACCGAAGAGGCUUCACUUUGUCUGCCUAUAAGUUGUCUGCCCAGAGCAGCUUUUCCAUCACACAGGUUAAAACUGAGCGGGAGUAACCAGAGCACAGCUGACAACACUGGCCUUUUAAAAUCAGAGGAGCCAUGUUUUAUAUACGGGAAUAGGCUAUGUGGAUGCUUAUUCCACUUUCUGGCUGAAAACUGCUCUUUAAAGGAGAUAAUUGUGGUUUAUUUGCACAGUCAUUCAUGAGUGCAAUACUCCACAUUUAAACACAGACACUGAUAUGCUUGUGUGUUUUUUGACAACUUUUUUUUAUUGUGUGCUUUACUAGUCACACUUAAGUAUCAAUUUGAGGAAAAUAAAUCUUAAGACGCCUAGGCAUGAACUUCGCAGAUUAGUGCUUGAAAUAGAGCCCCAGUAAUAAGCAUGUGAAAUGUACUGUGUUUUGAUUCCUCCAAAGGUAUUCACCAGCAAUGCGCCUGCAUAAACUCUCCCAUACUUGUUAAGGAAAGGAAUGGAUGCAAGAGGAGAGAAACCUUAAAACAUUUUUAAUUUUCCACAUAAUUGACACCUUGGUUUAUAGAAAACCUUUUUGUUAUGUAACAUUUAACAGAUAAAAGUAAUUUGUAGAUAUACUACUAUUCAACUUAAGACUGAUAUCAGACAAAAAAAAAUCAUCUGCUGCGGUAUUAUCCUUUCGAGAUGCUAAUUCAGGGUCUGUAUUAAUCUAAGUGUGCUACUGUUUGAUUUGCUAAGGUUUGAUUUACCCAAGCUCUUGUUUUCUGGUCAUCUGUAUCAUGUUCAAAGUUAAUUCACACUGCAAGUUAUGGAAUCAUCUGUUUAGAUUGCUCAUCAAAUAGACUUGAUUAUGAAAUCUGAACUGUUACUGUUUUAAUACCUGUAGAUCUUUUUGUGGCUUUGAUUCUUCAGUUUUGUUAAUUUGCUUUUUUUUUCUAUUUUGUGCUACACUAGUUUGCCAUGUAGCAAUUGCACUGUGCAAUAUUUACAGUAUGAGGACUGGGAAAACUAACUCUAUGGAUGUGAUGUCUUUAAAGUUUGCGAUAGUGUUUCCUCUCUAGUUCUCAGUGAUUUAGGUGUGACCAAGCCUUCUCUACUUUGUCACAUUAAGCGGGUUUUCCAGGUGACUCUUUUGGUGAGUGUCAAAUUAAGACUUUAUUGUGCAUUGUUGUUAAGAUUCACUUUGAAUUUAAAAAAAUUAUUGAUUCAGCUCUUUCUGACUGAAACCCCUCAAAAUAGACUGUCAUAGUACACAACGUAUACAAAACAGUGGAAUCCUUGGCAGUUUUGCUUUAAAAUAUAUAAUGAAAAUUGUCAGACUGUCAAAUUACUAACUGAGGAGUCAUUUCAGUGUUACACUAUAGAGAGAAUGGUGAACAGAAAUCAGUUUAUCACUAAAAUGUUGCAAGUCAGAAUAUCACCACUAGGGAGCAGUAUUGCUCAUCAUGUAUUCCUUGUACUCACAGCAUAUGAUCAUGUGCAAUUUUGUGAUACUGAUGACUUAGACAGAUUAAAGGGAAAUAAAGAUUUAAAUAUUACUUUUUUCAGUCUGACAAAGAGAAGCGGUAGAAGAAAUUAUAUAAAGGACUGUUACGUUCUUUAUGAUUACAACUGUGGACCUCAAAAUCAUCUAUCUUUUUUAGCAGAGGGGUGUAGUUGAAGCAUAGUAAUUCAUUUGUUUAAUUUGGUGCUCAUUAAUGGAAUUAUUUUCUACAUGUUAUUAAGUAAAAGCUUGUUCUAUUGCUCAGUGUUCCUAUAAUGAUCCCCUUCAGAUAUUUUAAAUGCAUUUCAGAGCAGACGUGACCUGUAAAGCUUGAGGUCACUGCUGCUGUU
This is a messenger RNA of Monopterus albus (swamp eel), 9642 nucleotides long. It is a transcript of the gene hipk3b, whose product is annotated as homeodomain interacting protein kinase 3b. The record is from RefSeq and is a predicted model, not a curated record. The transcript has 16 exons. Gene Ontology annotation, cellular component: cytoplasm; nucleus; PML body. Lineage: Eukaryota; Metazoa; Chordata; Actinopteri; Synbranchiformes; Synbranchidae. Gene Ontology annotation, biological process: peptidyl-threonine phosphorylation; peptidyl-serine phosphorylation. Bases 291 to 4232 code for a protein of 1313 amino acids. Gene Ontology annotation, molecular function: protein tyrosine kinase activity; protein serine/threonine kinase activity; ATP binding.